This is a messenger RNA of Elephantulus edwardii (Cape elephant shrew), 597 nucleotides long. Its product is annotated as 28S ribosomal protein S18a, mitochondrial-like. The transcript has 2 exons. Bases 1 to 597 code for a protein of 198 amino acids. Gene Ontology annotation, biological process: mitochondrial translation. Gene Ontology annotation, cellular component: mitochondrial small ribosomal subunit; ribosome. Lineage: Eukaryota; Metazoa; Chordata; Mammalia; Macroscelidea; Macroscelididae. The record is from RefSeq and is a predicted model, not a curated record. Gene Ontology annotation, molecular function: structural constituent of ribosome; small ribosomal subunit rRNA binding.
AUGUAUGUAUUGCGCCUUACUGUGUUGGUGUCUGGCUGUGGUCGGCUGCUGCGGGGGUUACUUGCCGGCCCGACCGCGACCAGCUGGGCUUGGUCCCCAGCACGCGAGUACCGGAAAGUGGUGGAGAUCCAAGAAGGGAAGACGACUAUAGUUGCAGGCUUCGUCACAGAGACUCCCAAGGAGAGUCCACAUCCCCCUAACCCCUCUGGCCAGUGCCCCAUCUGUCGUUGGAACCUGAAGCACAAGUAUAACUAUGAGGAUGUCCUGUUCCUGAGCCAGUUCAUCCGUCCUCAUGGAGGCAUGCUGCCCCGAACAGUCACAGGCCUGUGCCAGGAGGAGCACCGCAAGAUUGAGGAGUGCAUCAAGAUGGCCCACCGCGCAGGUCUGUUACCCAAUCACAGGCCGAAGCUUCCUGAAGGGUUUGCUCCCAAGAGCAAACCCCAGCUCAACCGAUACCUGUCCGGUUGGUCUCCCAAAUCCGUCAAGCCCAUCUACAAUAAAGGCCACCGCUGGAACAAAGUGCGCAUGGCUGUGGGGUCCCCCCGGCUGAAGGACAACGUCUCCUAUUCGAGAAAGCCUUUGGUGCUGUAUCACUGA